Molecule: messenger RNA, 2431 nt
Organism: Cimex lectularius (bed bug)
Lineage: Eukaryota; Metazoa; Arthropoda; Insecta; Hemiptera; Cimicidae
Product: protein phosphatase 1 regulatory subunit 14B
Exons: 6
Coding region: 20-604 (194 amino acids)
Biological process (GO): regulation of phosphorylation
Cellular component (GO): cytoplasm
Molecular function (GO): protein serine/threonine phosphatase inhibitor activity
Source: RefSeq, a predicted model, not a curated record
ACAGUCCAGUCUUAGUGCGAUGGCUUCGAAACUUAGACGUCCCCAACUCUUCACCUACACCGAUGGAAGGCGAUGUCUCGCAUCGUAUCCAAAGUACUCUGCUGCACCAUGCAAGAGUACGAAUGGGCCACAGGCGCAGCCUCCGCCAGCCCUGCCUCCGAAGGAUUACAACAUCACCAAGCAUCAGAAACUUUGCAGCAUGGAAGUGGGUGUGGCGUCGUCGUACAACGGCGUUAUGAGGAGUCAGAGCGAAGUCGGAGAGCGAAGCCCAGGCAAAGGACUCCACGUCAACUUCACCGAAAAGGGCGAAGUCAAGGAGAGACGUGAGAAGUUCCUGACGGCCAAGUACGGCUCUCAUCAAAUGUCUCUGAUCAGGAAGAGGCUCGCUGUCGAAAUGUGGCUCUACGACGAACUACAAAAACUCUACGAGUCGACGGAUCAGUCAUCUACAGAAGUUGAAGUAGACAUAGAUGAACUCCUUGAUAUGGACGACGACAAUCAAAGAAGAAGACACUUGCAGGAGCUUCUCUGUGAUGCCAAAAAAUCACCACAUGAUGUCAAGAAAUUCGUGAAUGAUCUUUUGGAGAGAACCAAGACACUUUAAAAGGAUAAGCAGCCGUGGAGGAGUCGGCGGUUAUGACUGUUCACUACACCGUCACGACCUCCUUUCCAUUUCCAGCUUACGUUUGAGACAAUACCAGCCGAGAAUCUCAGCUCUCAAGAUCACACAAUUGUUGUCCUAGAAUGGUCGCAUCAAAUUUGUUAUUGGAAAAAAAAAAGAAGUAAAACGUGUUCAGGUCCUGUUUGGAUUUCCUCCCAUUGAAUGUGAAUCUUGGUUUAUCAUGAAUGUCAAAGACUGACAACAGUAUUGUGAAAUUGCCAAAAGCUUUUUGCCACUAAUUUAAAGAAGAUGAUAGUUAUAUGUAUAAAAAAAAGAGGAGGUUCCGUUUUUAUUUUCUGUUUUAGUUUAUUAAUAAUUAGUUUUUAUUUAUUUAUUAAAUAUUUCAUGAUAUUAAUCACUUAAUUAAGGUUUACAUGUGGCCUAAAACAUUAGUAAUUCAGCAAUUUUAAUAUAUUUCCUUGUUUUCCCCUUUCCUUUUUAGUCAGUAACAUUUUCUUACUAUACUAAGAUUUCACAAAGAAGCAAAAAAUGGCAAUUAAUAAGAAGCGAUAAAUAAAUCCUUCCUGGUCAUGAUAUUCUAAUUGAAAUGGACUUUUAAACUGCUAAUUAAAACGAAAAAUAAAGUACAUUUUGAUUGUCUAUUAUUAAAAAAAAAAUUCUAGCGGGAUCAAAAUUGUUAAUUGUCUUUUUGCAUGUUUGAUAUGAAAUGAAUGUUCACAUCAUAGAUAAAUUUAUUUCAAAAAAUGUUUCAGUUAAGUAACAAAGCUUGCCAGUUCAACUAGUGGCAAGUUGCAUCAUAACGUUAUACUUUUGUUAGUCCUCGUAGUAUCAUUGUGUUACUGUAGGAGUUACCAACCAGUUUAAACUGCUAUUGCGUAAAAAUUUAUGUGUCGAUUAAUAAUUGUUUUAAGGCCGGAAAUGUUUUUUUUAAACACUUACGGCGCAAAUAGAAACAUUAAUUGUGAACAUUUUAGUCAGCCUAUUCUAAUAGAUAUAUCCUGUGUAUGCUUUUUCUAGAAAAGAUUAUAUCUUUACAGUUAAUCUCAAUAUUGUUCUGUGUAAUUAAAAUUUAAAUGAAAAAUUAAUGCUGAAACACAAUCAUCAGAUAGGGAAGUCUCUGUAGUUUAAAAGCGGGAUUUGUCUGUUGCUACUUUGAUCUCAGUUUUCAGACAUUCGUUUAUUCCAUCCUUUAAUGACUAACAUUAUCAUUAAGAGAAACUAAAUUUAGAAAAUUUGAUUCUUUGUCUCGAUUAAUUCUUGAACAGUAUCCUUGUUCGUGUUUCGCAUUUCUAUUUAAAUUCAUCGAAUGCUUGGUUAUACUGCUGUACAUAAAUUUUUAUAUUUUUUCUAUUUUAAGGAUAAUAUAUGGUUAUUGUUAUGCUAAAGCCUUAGUUAAAACUUAUAAAAUUAUAGUUGUUUAAAAUAAAAUUUAUAUGAGUGAUUAAUUAAAAAAAAAAAAGUUUGACUGUUAGACAAAAUUAUUAUUUCCUCCAUUUUUUUAUAAUAAUAAUAUUGUUAGGUAGUUCUUUCAUUAGAGUAUUAAAAUUAAGUGCACUGCAGUAAUGAUGUAAAAGCAAGUAAGCGAGUUGGGUGUCGAUUUAAAUCGGUGUUGAAAGCUCAGCUCGCACUUUUUUUUUCAAAUCGGCACUCACUUUUUGAUAAACGCAGAUUAUUGUAACACUUGUAAAGUAAUCAAAACAAAGUAGUGUUGGUUACUCGUUUUUAGAAAGCAUGAAUAAUUUUUAAAAAAAUGUAAUUGACGAUUGUAUGUAUGUGGUAUAAAAGAAAUAAAUGAAAACAAAUGGUUAA